Messenger RNA from Vitrella brassicaformis, 931 nucleotides. The record is from the annotation of a GenBank genome assembly. Lineage: Eukaryota; Vitrellaceae.
CUCUCUGUGGUGCUGCAAAAAUCGGUGAGUGUAACACGUAGCUCCUCAAAAAUCGAUGAUGUAACCUCGCGAUGAGGAGGGAGGUGGCAUCAAUUGUGGCCAACAAUUCAGCCACUCGCUGGAUGCCCUCGGGCUAGAAAAACAUCUCUGUCUGCCCCAUCCACGCCGCAUCAGCACCCCUAUGCAUGGGUACUCACUCAAAGAGCGAAGAGGUAGCCCCAGGGUAUGAAGGGAGUCAUGAUGACAAGCCCCAGCACGUUGAGUAAAGUAAAGGGGACGGGAAAUCCUCCCAUGCCUCCCUUGCGACCGCGUACCAGCCACGGCAAAGCAAAGAACACGAGAAACAGCACCUUGACCAGCACCUGACACACACACACGUGCAACAUGCCCUCACUCACAGUGUCUACCUGACUCACUUCACUGGUGCAGUCGUGCACUCACCGAGAUGAGCAGGAUGGAGGCGAAUGGCAGCGGGCUAUAGAUGCCACACGCAGACAGGAUGGCGAUGCUCGUGAUGAAGAUGCCGAGGAUACUCAGCGCAAGGUUGGGAACCAUACUCCCCGAGAACAGCUGGCUGUAGGCAGCAGACACACACAUGCCUGUUAGUAAGCAUUCCCACGCAGGGAGGUAGUGUUCUGUCCGCGCACUUACUUUGCGGCAAACUUCGGAGCCCACAGGCAAGUUAGACCAGUGCUCCCUCCGGCUGCGCACACGCAGGGAGACAGACACAUAUACAGACGUCUCAAAGGCCGUCUUCUGUUGUCACACAGGAGCCCCCUCACUUACCGACCACAUUGGUGGCAAACACCACCCGCAGGGCCAGAUGCUCCACUGCCAUCGUUGAAUGACGCAAUCGCCGCUGCUGUGUCAACCCACAGAGGGAACGGACAGCCUCUUGACCAACGACGGGAGAGGGAAACGACGCCGAAAG